AUGGAUCAACAUUUGUCAAAUGUAAAUUUACAAAUUGUUGACCGAACUAACAAAGAUGAAACGGUGCUUAGUCCAGAAUCGAUUGUAUCUGGUAAUGGUAAAGAAAGUAUCAAUUUAUUUUUAUCGAUGAAAACACUUGCUAAUACAACAAUACAUCCAACUCAAUAUGAUACUAAUAAUCAAAUUUUGAAUUCUGAAAAAUUAUUAAUAAAACAAAUUCAAAAUUAUCUAUUAUUACUGACCAAGUCUGAUGAAGUGACAAAGAUCAACACUAAAGUCAACAAUAUACUUAUAAAAAAUGGUUUUGUACCUACCGACCAUUAUCAAAAAGCAAUUCAAGAAAUGAAAGCUAUUUUUGACAAGCAACAACAACUACAAAAAUCUUUAAGAAAAAAAGUAGAUGCUGAUAAUAAUAAUGAUCGAUCCAUUUUUGCAGAGCCAUGUAUCGAAUCUUCAAUGAAAGACAAAAAUAUUUCACCGAUUGAAACUACUACAUCCAUUCACAGUGCUCAGAAAUCUACAAUGACACAAGAAAAAAUAGAAAUCGAAGCUCAACAAUUUUCUUAUUUUACUAUACAAUUGUUAACAUCAUUAUUGCUAGUUUCAAUCAAAGCUAAUGAAAGAGUCGAUCCAUCAAUUACUUUGCAGAUAAUAAUAUUAGCAAGUCAACUGUGCGAGCAAAUUCCUAUUAAAUAUUUAUCAUCUUUCGAACUAUCGUCAAAUAGCAAUAGUUUGAUGUUUAAAUCGUUGAAACCAUUGACAAAUUAUAUUAAUGAACUAUUUUUGUCAACAGAUCCUAUUUUAGCAACACAAGCCGCGCAAAUUUUGUUAAAGUUUUCAAUUGCACAAGCAUCAUUCAAAGAUCUUCUACCCAUAAUAAGUAAAUUAAUACUCAAUACAACUGACAUUUACAAUGUACGGUAUUUAUUUCUACAACUAAACAAUUGUCUUACAGAAACUAUCAAUCAGUUCGAACUAGAAAAACAACAAUUAGACAAUGGACCACAAGAUGAUUCUAAUUAUAGAGAAGACAAAGAAAAUGACACAAUAUCAAAGAAAACAACAGGUUAG
This is a messenger RNA of Rotaria sp. Silwood1, 1071 nucleotides long. Lineage: Eukaryota; Metazoa; Rotifera; Eurotatoria; Philodinida; Philodinidae. The record is from the annotation of a GenBank genome assembly.